GAUUCUCCUUAAUAUGGCUAUCCACAGAUUUUAAUUUUACUGCUGCAUUUAGGGCAAAUUAAAACCCAAUAGUGCUUUUGAGGAGAUUUAAACACUGUGAUGGAGCACUAACGUUUAAUAGAUACUGAGUGGGGUAUGAGUCAGGCUGAGAUUUAAGACAUGGAUUUUGCCCCCUCUAGUGGAUUGUUAAAGAUAAUAUUAGAGUCACUUCACCCACUCUGUGUAUGAUGCCAUCUAAACAAUGAAACAACACUAGAUUCACACAAAAUAAUCUAAAAUAUUGUUUAAGAUCCAAGAAAGAUCGUCUAUAAUCUUAAAGAAUAAGGACAAUUGUUGCACUGCCAGACAGUCUGAGGUUCUUUCCCCCCCCCCUUCAUUAAAUGGUCAUAAAGUUGAAAGAUAUUACAUUUGUCUGGUAAAGGUCAUUGUUUAAGUUGAUUAAGCAUAGAAGGAAGAAAUAUAUUGACAACAAAUAGUCAUCAAAUGACUCAAAAUCAUUUAAAUCUUUCAAGAUAUUCCAGUGCAUUAAAAAUAUAUCUAGAUAUUAUGUGUAUGCGUGCAAUAUAUUUAAAGUUAUGAUAAAUUGACGGGAAAUGUGCUUACAUUUUCACCUCUUUAUUGCAGAAACGUUUAAGGCAUUGAUUAUUAUCAUUACUACUAUAAUUAAUAAUAUUUUAACUACACAUUCAUGAAACAAAACGAAAUGGGAAAACAAUCUUUUCAAAAAUCCCCAAAUCUUCAACAAACAUUCAGUUAUAUUUAUACUAAAGCCAAAAAAUAUAAACAAAAAACCCAGAUUUAUGAUAAAUAUACGACUGCAAAAAUAUGACUGCUACAAUUCCUAUAAAGCUUAAAUAUUAAAGUUAAAUUUAAACAAGUGUCAAGCUUAAAAUGAACGAUAAAUUGAGUCUUUUUGCGACAUAAAAUAGGUUUCAUGCUGUUUCAUGAUACAGUUUACACAGAACUGGGCGCGGUGCAGGGUGCAACCAAAUCGGAUCGAUUACAGUAAUCUACCGACUGCCAUAACGUGUAGCAACUGUCGCAAACCCCUGACUGUCGUGAAUACUGGCCGCCCACUGAAGAUGGCGGCGGAGCUGCAUCCGCGGAGCGGAAAGCUGAUCGGCCUGUCCAACUCGAACCGAACCGCCCGGCGCAACCAGCCAGUGCAGGAGUUCAACCACGGCCUGGUGCUGAGCAAGGAGCCGCUGAGGGACAGGGAUGUCUUCACCGUCCGUAUUGACAAAAAGGUGAACUCGUGGAGCGGAUCCAUCGAGAUCGGGGUGACGGCGCUGGACCCCGCCGCGCUGGACUUUCCCAGCAGCGCCACGGGCCUCAAGGGCGGCUCCUGGAUCGUGUCGGGCUGCUCGGUGCUGCGCGACGGGCGCUCGGUUCUGGAGGAGUACGGCCGUGACCUCGAUCAGCUAGCCGAGGGCGACCGCGUGGGCAUUCAGCGCAGCUCCCGCGGCGAGCUUCACCUCUGGGUAAACGGGCAGGACUGCGGUGCGGCCGCCAGCGGCUUGCCGCCCAAGCUCUGGGCAGUGGUGGACCUGUACGGCAAGUGCACUCAGGUGACGGUGGUGAGCUGUGAGCCGCCGCCGGCCUCGACGGAGAAAGAGACAAUAGAGCAGGACGAGGAGGUAGAGGAUGAGGAUGAGGAGGAGGAGGAGGAGGAGGAAGAAGAGGAUGUGGUGUGUGGGAGUCGGGAGGAUGGGGGGAUCACGGCACUGAUGAAUGUCGCAGCAAUGAAUGGAAUGAUGAAUGGAGAUGAAGUGCCUGAGCUUAGCUGCAGUCACACCAGACCAGACAAGUUCCCCAACAACCUGGAGCCGGACACGGUUCUAACGGAGCACCAGCUCUUUGACGUGUUCAACAACGCAAUAGUAUCUUUUUAUCGCUCCGAGGAUGAGGGCGGAGGGGAAGAUGGUGGAGGCGGAGGAGGAGCAGGAGGUGGAGUAGGAAAUUCAGGAUCUGACUCCUCUUCCAGAAAUGACAGGGGGAGCAGCAGCGGAGGAGGUGCAGUCAGCAGCGACAGUGGAACAGGGACAACAGGAGGAGGUGGUCCUGGAGAAGGUGAAAAUACCAACAACAGUCCUGCCGGUAACGGAGGGGUCGGGCUGGCGGCCGUCAUCGGCGCAAUGACCACCAAUGACGCGCUGCUGUUCCACGAGAAAUGCGGCACGCUGAUCAAACUGAGCAACAACAACAAGACGGCGGAGCGGAGGAGACCGCUGGACGAGUUCAACAACGGUGUGGUGAUGACCAACCGGCCGCUCCGACACAACGAGAUGUUUGAGAUCCGCAUUGAUAAGCUGGUGGACAAGUGGUCAGGCUCAAUAGAGAUCGGUGUGACCACACACAAUCCCAACAACCUGGACUAUCCUGCAACUAUGACCAAUCUGCGCUCAGGUACAAUCAUGAUGAGUGGCUGCGGGAUACUGACCAACGGGAAAGGAACCCGCAGGGAAUACUGUGAAUUCAGCCUCGAUGAACUUCAGGAGGGAGAUCACAUAGGGUUGAUGCGCAAAGCCAGUGGAGCGCUCCAUUUCUACAUCAACGGCAUCGACCAAGGUGUUGCGGCAGCCCAGACCCCCGGCGUGGUCUACGGCGUGGUCGACCUCUACGGCAUGGCCGUCAAAGUCACCAUAGUGCACAACCACAACCACAGUGACCGCCUCAGACGCAACAACGCCAUCAUGAGGGCUUUAUCGCCUGAUGUCGGGCGGCCCAGGCCGGCUCUCUCCGUCACUCCAGACUCGGAGGGGCCCGACCGGCUGCUCUUCCAUCCCAACUGUGGCCAGAAGGCCGCCAUCAUCAGUGACGGCAGGACAGCGCUGCGGCCACAUGCGACUGAUGACUUCAACCACGGUGUGGUCCUGAGCAGCCGGCCGCUGCGCUCCAACGAGGUGUUCCAGGUCCGUAUCGAUAAGAUGGUGGACAAGUGGGCGGGUUCCAUCGAGAUUGGUGUCACAACACAUAACCCUGCAUACCUGCAGCUGCCCUCCACCAUGACCAACCUGCGCUCAGGGACGUGGAUGAUGACGGGGAACGGCGUAAUGCACAACGGAACAACAAUACUGGAUGAGUACGGACACAACCUGGACCGGCUCAAGGCAGGCGAUACAGUUGGUGUCGUGCGAAAAGAAGACGGCAGCCUCCACUUCUUUGUGAACGGUGUGGCUCAGGGCCCGGCAGCCUGGAACGUCCCUCCCAGUGUCUAUGCCGUGGUGGACCUCUAUGGCCAGGCUGCUCAGGCCACCAUCAUGGACGACAUGGUGGACCUCCUGCCUCUCCCAGAGGACAGCUCAGAGUGCCCCAUGGCCAUGUCCCCCGGGAGCCCCUGCUCGGUAGGAGGGGCCAGCACCACCAACGACCUGCGUUUCCACCACCUGCACGGCACCAAUGCCGUCAUCACCAAUGGGGGGCGCACCGCCCUGCGUCAGAACUGCCGCAGCGAGUUCAACGAUGCUAUUGUCAUUUCCAACAGGUGCCUUCGAGAUGGAGAGCUCUUCGAAAUCAUCAUUCAGAAGAUGGUGGACCGCUGGUCGGGUUCAAUUGAAGCAGAUUUUCUCCUCCCCCCUCUGUGUCCAGGAGUGACAGCCAUCAGGCCAGAUGAGCUUGAGUUUCCCAACACUAUGACUGAUAUCGACUAUGACACUUGGAUGCUGAGUGGAACGGCCAUCAUGCAGGAUGGUAACACAAUGCGCAACAAUUACGGUUGUGACCUAGACUCCCUGACCACAGGCUCUCGCAUUGGUAUGAUGCGCUCAGCCAGCGGCGACCUCCAUUAUUACAUCAACGGUGUGGAUCAAGGGGUCGCCUGCACCGGCCUGCCACCAGAGGUGUAUGCCGUGAUCGACCUGUAUGGUCAGUGUGUUCAGGUGUCCAUCACCAGCUCCUCAGGCCCGCUGGACAACAGCCUCUGUACCAGCAACAUCACGGAGAAAAGCUUCCCCAUCCACUCACCAGCAGCUGGCGUUGCCCAUCGACUCCACAGUAAACACGGCAAGAACGUGGUUCUGCUCGGCGACGGCUGCCAGGGCGUCAGAGUUGGAGGUUACGCUCACGGCAUUGUGUUCAGUGCGAAGGAACUCAAAGCAGACGAGCUGUUUGAGGUGAGGAUUGACGAAGUGGACGAGCAGUGGUGCGGUUCGCUGCACGUCGGUCUGACCACGCUGGCGCCUCCGGAGCUGCCGUCCUGCCCGCUGUCGGGUCUCUCCCCCUCCCUCCCGCAGCUCCGCACCAAGGUCACCUGGCUGCUCUGCGGCUCCGAGGUCCGUCGCAACGGUGUGCUGCAGCGCCAGAACUACGGCUGUUCACUGGACCGGCUGACGGUUGGGAACCGCGUGGGUGUGAAGAGGUGCAGUGACGACACCAUGCACAUCUUCAUUGAUGGAGAAGACAUGGGACCUGCAGCGACUGCAGUAGCCAAGAAUGUUUAUGCUGUUUUGGACCUGUAUGGGCGGAUAACAGCGGUGUCCAUCGUGAGCUCUUCAUUGAUGGAGGACAUGGAAAGCGUCAAGGCGCCAUCGCUCUCCUCAGACAGCUGCAGCGAAGGAGAGGAGGACAGCACCCCCGUCAAAGAGGUCGAGACCGAGCCGUGCGCGUUAGUGCCGACCGUUAUGGCGUUCCUGGAAAACCACGGCAAAAACAUCCAGCUGUCCAACCAGAACCUGACGGCAGCCAGAGUAUCCAGCUAUAACCAGGGCCUGCUGGUCACCGCCCAACCGCUGGCUCGCCAGCAGCUGUUCCAGUUUCAAAUCGACCGUCUGAACCCGUUAUGGACGUCGUCGCUGUCGUUGGGGGUCAUAGGUCACUCGCCCGACCGGCUCAACUUCCCCUCCACAGCGUGUUGUCUGAAACGCUCCGCCUGGCUGCUGCAGAGAGACUCUGUCUUCCACAACUCCCUAAAGAUAUGUGAAAACUACGGCCCUAAUCUGGACACUUGUCCAGAGGGGACGGUGUUGGGUCUGCUGGUGGACGCCAACAGUUGUCUCCACCUCUACGUCAACGGCAUGGACCAGGGUGUGGCGGUGCAGGACAUUCCUUCACCCUGCUACCCCUUUAUCGACCUCUAUGGCCAGUGUGAACAGGUUACUAUAGUAACAAACAACGUGCCAGCUGUUGGUGGAGAGAGCGGUGAGACACGUUGUCAGGGCGACAUGGAGAAGGCGGACAUGGUUGACGGAAUCAAAGAGAGUGUGUGCUGGACGCCCCCUCCAGAAGUCAACCCCAACAAGACGUGUGAAUACCAGGCACUGUGCUCACGCUUCAAGGACCUGCUCACUCUACCAGAUGGCUAUUUUAACGAAGAAGCGAAGUACAACCUUUGCUACUGUGAGUCCUGCCACAAGCUUCGGGGUGACGAGGCUUAUUACAAGAGAGGAGAACCGCCCCGGGACUACGCCCUGCCCUUUGGAUGGUGCCGCUUCGCCCUCAGGAUCAAGCCCCACUGUGAGGUUUCUAAUGCACUGAAGAAGUGGCACAUCGCGUACCACGGCACCAGUGUCGGAGCCCUGCGGCGCACGCUGGACCACAGCCAGCUGCUGCCUGGGACGUCGUCUAUCUUCUCGGUGUCCCCGGUGAAGGCGGAGGGGCCGAAUGGCUACAGCGAGCCAGAGGAGAACAGCGCCCCCGGCAGGGAGGUCCCCAGAGUGCGGCUCUCCCCCACUAUGCGCUACUCCGGCAUGGAGAUCUUUGCCCCCAAAGUGCAAUUUCGGGACCCCCGUUCUGACCGCAGCCACCAGGCUCAGGUGGGAUUCCAGGUGUGCGUGCGUCCAGGCUCCUACAAGGUGGGGCCGCAGACUCUUGGCCACAGCGAGCCCCUGGACCCUCGCUUCAGCAACUCGGAGAUCGAAUGGAUCACGAAGGAGCAGGGCGGCACGCUCCUCUACGGACUGCUCAUCCGGAUCGAGUAACUGGAGCGACAGGGGGAGGCAUUCGGGUGGAAAUGUGGAGGGUCUGUGUGGCGCUCCUCGUACUUUCAAUAAACUGACAACCAAAUCCAAACCCCUGCCUUGAGAGAGAGACUCCUCUGGAAUCCAGCUGUUCCAACCGUGGAUUGUUGACAAUUCAGCAUUAUUUUUGUUUAUUUUGUUGUUUUUUUCGGUUGUUUGCUCUUGGACUCUUUUAAAGGCCGGGGGCUACGGCGGUUUCAAAGAACGACGGACACUGCCUGCACUUUAUGUUUUGGACACUCGUGGGCGAUUUUUAAACUAACUUCUCAUUGACUCGAAACAACACGUUUGUUCAUUCGCUACAUUUAGGGUUGGUUUUCUUUGCCACAUUUAUUUUUCCCCCAUUCCCAACAUAUUUUUCACACACAAACAGCUCAUUUUUUUCUUUAUCUUUUGGCACUUAUUUUUGUAUCACUUAUCACCUCUACUCUGGUCAGUGUUUUUUUUUUUUAAUUUGGGAGGAGCUGUCCCCUGCCAACCUGCACGUUAAAGGACUAUCACUGAAAAAGACUGAAACGUGGGUAAAAAAAAUGUAAAAGAAAAAGAGACACACUUGAAUCUGAGAAUGAACCCAAGAGUGAUCGUGACUUCUUUAGUGGGGGAAGAUUUUAAAAAACUGGAGGAAGAAAAAAAUGUUUACACGUGUACGACUGUAUGUUGAUUUCUCUUUUGUGUCUCCGCAUUAGCAGUCCGGCUACUUUAUCAGUCCCUGUUGCGUUUCUAUCGUGGCCCAGCAACACGUGUGACCCGUCUUGUCAAAUGGAAAACAUUCACAGGCUUUAAGCUGUGGAGAAAACUGGAAGAUUUGACAGAAAAAAAUGUACAUUUUUGGGGGAAAUCUAAAAGUUGUGCAUUGAGAUGACGAAUGGCAAGUGACGUUCAAGCCUGAUUGUUUCACCAGAGGGGACACAUCAGAAGAUAUUUAAGAAUACAGAUAUUUACUUUUAGACGUGGUAGUUUUUGAUACAGGACAAAGGGGGGGAAAAUAAAAGUUAAACAUUUUUAAGAAAUUAGAUUAUUCCCUUUCUUGCAGAGUAAGAUGAGAUUGAUGCCACUCUCACGUGUGAGUGGUGUCAAUCUUCUCAUCUGGCAAAGUAUUGGCAAGAAAGCGAAUAUCCCAUAAUGUUGAACUCGUAAAAUGUUGAAUGAACUGAAGCCAAAAGGUUUAAGUGGUUUUCCCACAUCACUCCCGCUGUUUCACUUCCCCGUCAUCGUUUACGCCAGAUCCACUCUCGCCUCCACUCUGAUGGAUCCAUCAGUCAUGUCCGACUCCGUUUACCCGGCGGGACGUCCGGAGCCGACGACAUGUAGUUUCUAUCUGCAUCCCACCACCUGAGCUGGUGUUUACAUGUGAAUGUUACUCAUUACGGCUCUUCAGUUCUGUCAUGUCGACUAACAUCAUUGAUUUUCAUUAGUCAAAUGUUUGUAUGAGGGUUUUACUUAAUCCCAAGAACAUCCACCUAAUGAUUGAUUGUAUGUGAAUAGCUUUCCAAAGCGUAUCUUUUUCACAGUUCUCAGUUCUGAUGCCUAUUUGAUAAACCUGCGACACACGAACAUGAAACCCCCAACAUUUUUCAAGGCACAGUUUUGAUGAGUCAAACUCAAAAAGAAAAUGUAAUUGAAGAAGCUGAGUCGCCUUCGAAGAGCAGCUGUGAUCUGACUGGCGGAGGAUCUACGGGGUUUGGCAGAAGGAAAAACUUCCAAUCAAAAAAGAAAAUGUGAAAAAUAUGAUUAUAUGGGUUAUUUACAGCCCAGUGCUGCUUUGUACAAUUUUAUUUGUAUUGUGUUCUUAAUUUGUUUUCUGUAUGUUGCGUUGUACAGGCUGUUACAUAAAAAAAAUCAUAUCUUCCUGAUUUAUAAAAAAUAAUAAUAAACUGACAGACAGUAUGCACAGAAGGAUGGUGGAAGUUGUUUUUGUGAUACGAGCCGGUAAGCAAGAAAGAUGCUAAGAAGACAAGACGACCUACUGGUGCUUUAGGUUACUUUUUUAAAUUUUUUUUAUUGAAUUUAGAAUAGCAAAAUUGUCGUAGAGAAGUACAAUAAAGACAACACUUUUUUGGAAGCUCUCCAGGAGAAGCAUGAGGACGACCUGGCUGACUCCGGAGGAUGGGUCUCUGGAGGUCAGGGCUAUA
Anarrhichthys ocellatus (wolf-eel) is the source of this 8086-nucleotide messenger RNA. It is a transcript of the gene neurl4, whose product is annotated as neuralized E3 ubiquitin protein ligase 4. NCBI's taxonomy places the organism in Eukaryota, Metazoa, Chordata, Actinopteri, Perciformes, Anarhichadidae. The record is from RefSeq and is a predicted model, not a curated record. Gene Ontology annotation, molecular function: ubiquitin protein ligase activity. Bases 945 to 5915 code for a protein of 1656 amino acids. The transcript has 29 exons.